AAUCAGGAAGUCCGUUAUUUGUGACAGAGUGACACCUCUUGCUCACAAAGAUUUAUGAAGUGCGCAUGCGUCGUUGACUAAUGGCGGCAGAGAAAGCACGCAGCAGUGGCCGUUUGACGGAGUUGUAAGAUGGUUUCCAUCAUGUGACCUAAAAGUGGCCUCCAGUGACCUUUUGUCUUCUUCAGUCUUCUCAAGCUGCAGAAAAUGAAAUGGAAAGUAAAAUGAAACCUGACGGUGAGAAGGCAGAACCUCCUGGUUACCAACGAGUCGUGCUGAAGAACGCUUCACCGCAUCAUUACCUCAAGGUCCGCCUGCUGCUGGAGGUUGAGUCGACCAGAGUGAGUGCCGUCGAACUGAAGCGCUUCAUCGUCAGCUGCCUGAGGGGUCUCCACGGAGAGGUUGGAGCUGCGUUGGAGGUGGACGUGUUGAAGUACGACGAGGAAACGCUGAGCGCUCUGCUGCGUGUUCACAGCAGAGGUUUGGUGAAGCUGUGGAGCUCCUUGACCCUGCAGGGAUCCUACCAGAACCAGGCCUGUGCCUUCAGGGUUCUGCAGGUGUCUCCGUUCCUUCUGGCGCUGACAGGAAACAGUCGUGACCUGCAUCUGGACUGAAGCAGGAUGACCUUCGCUUGGACAGCGUUCAACAGGCUCCGCCCCUCCUCCUUCUCAGUGGCUCCUUCCCUCAGACGGC
This is a messenger RNA of Girardinichthys multiradiatus, 690 nucleotides long. RefSeq names its product ribonuclease P/MRP 14 subunit (gene rpp14). The transcript is spliced from 6 exons. Gene Ontology annotation, biological process: tRNA 5'-leader removal. The coding region runs from base 210 to 611 and encodes 133 amino acids. Lineage: Eukaryota; Metazoa; Chordata; Actinopteri; Cyprinodontiformes; Goodeidae. The record is from RefSeq and is a predicted model, not a curated record. Gene Ontology annotation, cellular component: ribonuclease P complex.